GAUUCAAUAAGACCAAGAGCCAAUUGAGUCUACCAACUUUAGAUAUCGUUUCAAUUCAAGGAGUAGGCAUCGUGGCUCGCAUCCUGAAUCGCAAAAACACACCCAUGAGCUCAUCCGAUGGACUGUCGCACGUGUGGGAAAGUAUUCAAACGCAAGGGUCAUUUGACCCGUCACUCGGCGCGGCACUCCAAGGACAAGCCAUUUCACUGCGACUUUUGCGGAAGAAAGUUUGCUCGAAGGGACUCUCUAUUCCGCCAUGCAGCCCUCCAUGAUCGCGAUACACCAUCACGACAAGAGACCCGGGUCGAGAUGACUAGGAGGUGCGAACAAGCUUGUGUCGCGUGUGCAAGCUCAAAGCAACGGUGUCAGGGCGGGACUCCAUGUUGGCGAUGUUUGAAGAAAGGCCUUUCCUACUGCCGAAAAGGGCAGACAUCUACAGUCGAACUUCAGCCAGAUAGGCAAUUUGAAGAGGAAGAAGAAAGUAACAUGGAGCUAAAUGAAGACGAAAGAUCUCAGGAAACCACGACGACUAAUAUCUCUGGAAUCUGUGGAAUACGGCCAUCUGCACCGACUGAGAAGGCAUCUGAGACGUUUCUCGGAGUUGAGGACGUUGAAACGUUGGCUCCUGAUAUACCUCCAUGGCUGCCACCACAAGAGAUAAUCAGUAUACAAACGCCCAGGUUGGAUCCUCUGCUUGAGCCCUGCCAGUUUAAUCUAGGACUCGACAUAGGCUUACAUCAGCAACAAUCCGAUGCAAUAGAGCUAGGAUUGCAACUACAUGAUCCUCCGGGCGUAUCUGGUUAUGCAGACUGUACCAUGGCGGAGGGCUCAAGCGGGAUCUUUCGAUGGCCAUACGUCGAUGGUGCCUUCCACGAGACCUUUCACUUUUCGGAAGACGGGCUCCUCAAUAUCUGGCAGAACAUGUUUACACAGGAAGCCCCAACGCCACAUAUUGGAUCCGCAUCAGAAUAUCGUGUGCCUCAUGCCACAGAGGCUCGGAUUCCACGAGCGGACUCUGUUGAAAACGCACUAGAAUCGUCUACCCUCAAGCUAACGUUCCCUUCCCUUAAAGCAACCGACGAUGCAACAAUCCAGUCUGAAGACUUUGGGCUGGUGAGAGAAAUUGAUGAGCAAGAGUACCAGGCCAUCCUAAAAUUCUGGAAGUCUCAAAAGGGUACCUUGUCACUCCGGAAUGAUGUCUUUCCACGCCGCGAGGUCUUGAACACAUUCGUUCAGCUCUAUUUCGAGCACUUUGACUGUCAAUUUCCUUGUGUCCACCACAGUCAGGUGGAAGCAGGAAACCGACCGUGGAUUCUCCUAUUAGCGCUUGCGGCAACUGGCAGCCAGUACUCAGAGGUAUCGAGAUCCUUUGAUCAUGCUUUAGCAUUGCAAGAACUGCUCAGAAUUGCUCUGAAAUCAAAUGCCCCGACUUCUCCAGCUUCUACUACAGUCUUUUAUGUUCAGAGUCUACUGCUUCGGGACACCUUUUGCGUUUUUGCAGGCUCUGGGCGAAACAGAUUCCUUUGGCAAUGCGAAAGAAGCCAUCUUGUGUUCUCAUGCCAGAUGCUGUUGAGCACUACCAAACUUCAAGACAGCCAUGACGAGGCUCCACUAGAGGCUUCUAUGCAUACAAGAUGGGAAAAUUGGGUAACACAGGAGACUCGCCGGCGAGUUAUCCAUUGUGCGUUUCAUUGGACUCCCUAGCGCUCAUCUUUUGUAACCACCAGCCCGUCUUUCAACUGAAUCAACUGCCAAUGAUCGAGCCCUGUGCCGACACUCUCUGGGGGUCCCACACUGCGGAAGCAUGGAGCACAGAGAUGGCCAAGACAACAUGUCAGUGUCCCACCCCAUCUUUCGAAGGUUUAGUACGCUGGCAGCGUAAUGAAUAGCCAAACCUCAGGAGCGUAGUGUUCAAAGCAGAGCUCCUCAGAAGUUUGACGGCUUUGCUAGCAGCUUUGCACUGGUUGUAGCUUGUAUGCAGGAAAGACAGCUUCUUCUCUCCCUCGUUGGCCCCAA
Colletotrichum phormii is the source of this 2016-nucleotide messenger RNA. RefSeq lists its product as uncharacterized. Gene Ontology annotation, biological process: DNA-templated transcription; regulation of DNA-templated transcription. Bases 118 to 1704 code for a protein of 528 amino acids. The record is from RefSeq and is a predicted model, not a curated record. Gene Ontology annotation, molecular function: DNA-binding transcription factor activity, RNA polymerase II-specific; zinc ion binding; DNA binding. The transcript is spliced from 4 exons. Lineage: Eukaryota; Fungi; Ascomycota; Sordariomycetes; Glomerellales; Glomerellaceae.